Molecule: messenger RNA, 995 nt
Organism: Pristis pectinata (smalltooth sawfish)
Lineage: Eukaryota; Metazoa; Chordata; Chondrichthyes; Rhinopristiformes; Pristidae
Gene: exosc2
Product: exosome component 2
Exons: 10
Biological process (GO): poly(A)-dependent snoRNA 3'-end processing; CUT catabolic process; nuclear polyadenylation-dependent rRNA catabolic process
Cellular component (GO): nuclear exosome (RNase complex); cytoplasmic exosome (RNase complex)
Molecular function (GO): RNA binding
Source: RefSeq, a predicted model, not a curated record
GAUGGCGGAGAGCAAAUUAAUAUUGGCCAUCCGUGGUUUGCCAGUCAUAAAGAUGGCGGUGGACAUUCGGUUAGCAACGGCGCGAAAGCCCGUUUCUUUACCGGCUGAAGUUAAUAAACAUCUGGUAUCACCGGGAGACACGAUCACGACAGAUACCGGUUUUAUGAGAGGCCAUGGUACAUACAUGGAAGAUGAAAAGCUCAUUGCAUCGGUUGCUGGGGCUGUAGAAAGAGUGAACAAGCUGAUAUGUGUCAAGCCACUUCAAACAAGAUAUAAUGGAGAAGUUGGUGAUGUGUAAUCUGGAAGGGUGAUGAAGGUUCAGCAGAAACGAUGGAAGGUGGAAACUCACUCCAGACUAGACUCGGUGCUCCUCCUCUCUUCUGUUAAUCUUCCUGGAGGAGAACUGAGAAGAAGGUCUGCCGAGGAUGAGCUGAUGAUGAGGGACUACCUGCAGGAAGGAGACCUGAUCAGUGCAGAGGUACAAGCUGUGUUCGCAGAUGGUGCUUUGUCCUUGCAUACCAGGAGUCUGAAGUAUGGAAAGCUGGGACAAGGUACCCUCGUGCAAGUCUCCCCUUCCCUUGUAAAACGUCGAAAAACCCAUUUUCACAACCUGCCUUGUGGCGCAGCCAUCAUCCUUGGAAAUAACGGCUAUAUUUGGAUUUAUCCAAUCACUGAACAGAAGGAGGACGAAGCAGGAGGGUUUGUGACCAAUUUUGAGCCAGUUUCGUUAUCGGACAGAGAGGUGAUCUCACGACUCCACAAUUGCAUCUUAGUCCUGAGUAUUCACAAGAUGAUGCUUUAUGACACAAGUGUUCUCUAUUGCUAUGAGGCAUCACUGCAUCACCAGAUUAAAGAUAUUUUGAAGCCAGAAAUAAUGGAAGAAAUUGUGAUGGAGACAAGGCAACGCUUGAUCAAUCAAGAGGGCUAAUGUCAGUCACAUAUUUCCUUUUUGUUAUUUUUGUAAAAUAUUUUGAAUAAAAUAUUGUAAUAUACUG